Molecule: messenger RNA, 7457 nt
Organism: Pungitius pungitius (ninespine stickleback)
Lineage: Eukaryota; Metazoa; Chordata; Actinopteri; Perciformes; Gasterosteidae
Gene: nlgn2a
Product: neuroligin 2a
Exons: 9
Coding region: 1487-3991 (834 amino acids)
Biological process (GO): chemical synaptic transmission; presynaptic membrane assembly; postsynaptic membrane assembly
Cellular component (GO): cell surface; synapse; postsynaptic specialization membrane
Molecular function (GO): neurexin family protein binding; signaling receptor activity
Source: RefSeq, a predicted model, not a curated record
UCAUGCUGAUGCAGAUCCGUCCGGCUAGCGGGGGGAGAGGAGGAGAGAGGGAUGCCGAAAUGAAACUUCCCCUCAGCACUCCUUUUUCUGACCUGAGCAGGAGAAGAUGGAGCGCGACCCGAGCACCUGUUUUCACCGGACUUGAGCGCUUCCUGUCAUCGCGAUAAAACUGAGGUGAACGCGACGCAGUUGCAGAAAAGCGACCAUAUUGAGGUCAGAGGAAAGCGUUGCCAGGGCGACCGGCUUGCUGGGGAGGACACUGCGGUGCGCGUCACUCGCCGGGGAAACGAGCUUGCGCACGUACGGGUGCGCGCCGGAGCCAGCCGACGCGGUCACGGGCAUCCACACGACAGCAGCAGCAGCAGCAGCAGCUUUUCGCACGAGACCACCGGAAGACCGAGCAGUCUAUGCCCGCCGUCACGGAGACAAGUUGGAGCAAUCCGCGGCUCGCACCGGGACUCGGACACGGCGCUCUGCGUUGUCGGAGGUCUCGUUGAGGGGAUUUAUUGAGGAUUUAUCGACGACGUCCCAGAAAGAAAGCAAAAAAUAAAUAAAUAAAAAAAUAGCUCAAGAACUGAGAAGCUGCGACCAUUGGUCAGCACAGGUGACGCUCUCCCGGCUCUCAAAUCCGCCGAGACCCCGCGGACACAAGUUCUUUUGGGCUUAUUUUUUUCCGUGUCAGGGCCUCGACUCAAACAGCCAUUCCUCCGGCGGCAAAGCGGACCGUCGGCCGAUACAUGAAUUGAUAAGUGUCCGUGCCGGAGAAGAGCGUGCCCGCUCGGAUGGGGAGUCACACCGAGCCGCUGCGCUGCUGGUACCGGAGAGGAGCCCUUCAUCCUAGACCCUCAGUGUCCACUGCCCCCCCGUGUCCAGGCAUGAAGUCCCACCUGCUGGCCCGGCAGGAGUGAUCGAGAUAGUGCUGUCGGGUGGAGGGGGAGGAGGGGGUCGGGUGGGGGAGAGGGUGAGGUUUUUCUUAAAGGUGGUGUUUUUUUUUUUUUUUUUCAACGAGCAAGUAUUUUACAAAGGCUGGAAAUUGACCACCGGUGGAGGAAGGUUUGGUGAAGAGGAGGAGGAGGAGGAAUCAUCAGUGGGAAUCUGGAAGCCCACCAGCAGCAGGAUCCCAAUCUAACAGAUUUCAGUGGCUGAAAAAAAGGCGUCGAUCAAAUGAUCUGGAUAAUCGAGGACCGAUAGGGAUGGAACGCAACAGAACCAUGACUGGGGUAGCGUUUUGGAUCCUUGUUGCUCAGAAUCAACACUGACCUGGCACCCAGGCCGAGGUCUGGCCUCCUUCCCCCGGCGACUUUUCUUUCCCCCAGCGACUACUUUGCCCUCCAUCUGACCUCCAGUCAGAGCACCUGGCCUUGAUCAUACCCUUUCAAGGUCUGUCUGCUUUGGGGUUUUUACAACCUCUUAUGCUUUACUUUCCAAACUGUUGGUUAUAAUCCACACUCUCUCAUAAAAAGACUCAAGUACCCUAAAAAAGACCAUGAAUCCAGUCAUGUACCCCCUUCCGCUUUCUCUAAGCAAACAAGGGCGGCAGGCGUUGUUGUCCCGAACGCGCCCCCAUAGUCUCCUUACGGACUGGUGCCUAGUGGGCUUUCUAGGCCUCAUUGUGCUCUUCAGCCUGGCCUCGAGUCAGAAAACGGACCCUUCCAAGCACCCUUUAGUUACUACCAAUUACGGUAAGAUCAGAGGCAUCAAGAAGGACUUGAACAAUGAGAUCUUGGGUCCUGUAGAGCAGUACCUUGGCGUCCCCUAUGCCACGGCACCCAUCGGCGACCGCCGCUUCCAGCCGCCCGAAGCCCCGGGAUCCUGGCAGGAGAUCCGCAACGCCACCCAGUUUGCCCCCGUGUGCCCUCAGAACGUCCACGGCGUGCUCCCGGAGAUUAUGCUGCCCGUGUGGUUCACCGACAAUCUGGACGUGGCGGCGGGUUACAUCCAAAACCAGAGCGAGGACUGCCUCUACCUCAAUAUCUACGUGCCCACUGAGGAUGGUCCGCUCACAAAAAAACACGAUGAAUCUUCAAUGAACAAGCCUCGAGACGAAGAUAUCCGGGACCGCAGGAAGAAGCCGGUGAUGCUGUUUAUUCACGGCGGCUCCUACAUGGAAGGCACCGGAAACAUGUUCGAUGCCAGCGUCCUGGCCGCCUACGGCAACGUGAUCGUGGUGACCAUGAACUACCGGCUCGGCGUGCUCGGCUUCCUCAGCACAGGGGAUCAGUCCGCUAAGGGGAACUACGGCCUGCUGGACCAGAUUCAGGCGCUGCGCUGGCUCAACGAGAACAUCGGCCACUUUGGCGGAGACCCGGAUCGAAUCACCAUCUUCGGGUCCGGAGCUGGGGCGUCCUGCGUCAACCUCCUCAUCCUCUCGCACCACUCGGAGGGUCUGUUCCACAGGGCCAUCGCCCAGAGUGGAACCGCCAUCUCCAGCUGGUCCGUCAACUACCAGCCCCUGAAGUACACAAAGAUCCUGGCCCGGAAGGUGGGCUGCACCUACACCGAGACCGCUGACCUGGUUGACUGCUUGAGGCGCAAGAACUUCAGGGAGCUGGUGGACCAGGACAUCCAGCCAGCGCGAUACCACAUCGCCUUCGGCCCGGUGGUGGACGGAGACGUGGUGCCCGACGACCCCGAGAUCCUCAUGCAGCAGGGGGAGUUCCUGAACUAUGACAUCCUUAUAGGAGUGAACCAAGGAGAGGGACUGAAGUUUGUGGACGACAGCGAGGACAACGACGGCAUCUCAGCGGCCGCAUUCGACUACACCAUCUCCAACUUUGUUGACAACCUCUAUGGCUACCCUGAGGGCAAAGACAUCCUGAGGGAGACCAUUAAAUUCAUGUACACGGACUGGGCGGACAGGGACAAUGGCGACAUGCGCAGGAAGACACUCCUAGCCCUGUUUACGGACCACCAGUGGGUGGCGCCCGCAGUGGCCACCGCCAAACUCCACGCAGAGUUUCAGUCGCCGGUUUACUUCUACACGUUCUACCACCACUGCCAGACGGAGACGCGUCCCGAGUGGGCCGAUGCAGCCCACGGAGAUGAGAUACCGUACGUGUUCGGCGUUCCCAUGAUCGGUGCUACAGAUCUGUUCCCGUGCAACUUCUCUAAGAAUGACGUGAUGUUGAGCGCCGUGGUCAUGACCUACUGGACCAACUUCGCCAAAACCGGGGACCCCAACCUGCCAGUCCCUCAGGACACCAAGUUCAUUCACACCAAACCCAACCGCUUUGAAGAGGUAAUCUGGACCAAGUUCAACUCGAAGGAUAAGCAGUACCUGCACAUUGGAUUAAAACCCCGUGUCAGAGACAACUACAGGGCUAACAAGGUGGCCUUUUGGCUGGAAUUAGUCCCCCACCUCCAUAGUUUACAUGAGGAGCUCUUCCCCACCACAACCCGCUCUCCAGCAGGCCCGGGCCACGUCACCCCCAGAUCGGGCCGCGGCCCAACCCGUCACCCUUACCCCACCUUUGCCUCUGAUCCGGACCUCGACGGUUCAGAGCGUCCGCGACCGGAAAUCUUCCCCGGAGACACCCGGGACUACUCCACCGAGCUGAGCGUGACGGUCGCCGUGGGGGCGUCGCUCCUCUUCCUCAACAUCCUGGCAUUCGCUGCCCUUUACUACAAGCGCGACAAGCGGCACGAGAUGCGGCGCCACCGGCUGUCACCCCAACGCGGCGGGACGGCCAACGACCUGGCUCACAGCCAAGAGGAGGAGAUCAUGUCCCUGCAGAUGAAGCACUCCGAGCACGACUCUCACCACGACAUGGAGCCCCUCCGGCCCCACGAUAUCCUACGGCCCGCCUGCCCGCCUGACUACACGCUGGCGCUGCGCCGGGCCCCCGACGACGUGCCCCUAAUGACACCCAACACCAUCACCAUGAUCCCCAGUACCAUCACCAGCAUGCAGCCUCUUCAUGCCUUCAACACCUUCCCCUCUACCGGCCACAACAACACCCUGCCCCAUCCCCACUCCACCACCAGGGUAUAGUGGGGACUAGCACGACACAGCGCCACCUUAGGACCAGGGAGAGUGGCUCUGCUGCUUAUCUAGAAGGGAGGCCCCUGGAUGUGGGUCCAUGUUCUCUUCUCCUAUUCACUUUCUCCACAAACAACUCCACCUCCUCCAUCGUGCGCUGUCAAACUCAACAGCUCCACCGGUGUCGUGUGGAGAAGCAACUGAACUGCAUGGCAGCAGGUGAUCCGUUCGGGGGUGAUUUAGAUUGUUCAACGAUCCGGUUUUCAAAGGUAUGCCGUUUCCAGACUAAAGCCCCCUGAGACUACGCUGAAAGACAAAUGCCUUUUGGCCCUUGAGGUUUUCUUCCUCUUCUUAUUUUCUCUCCCUGGUGUGCUACGUGCAUUUAUCGAUCUCUUUUCUACAUCUCUGUCUUAUCCCUGCUUUGUUCCUCUCAUUCAUGGGAUUAUUUCUCUCUCCCCUGCGCUCCUUUGCUCCAGGGACUCACAAGGUACCUGUAGGAUGGGGCCACCAGUAAUCAUAUAGCUAGGAAAACGUCGAUAUCUGAUACUGUCAUUGUACCAGCAUUCUUGGUGCCAAGUAUGUACUACUGUGUUUGCUUUUCAUCGAGGGAGAAAAAAACAAAAGAAAAUCCUUGAGUAUUCCUAUUUACUGUCAAUUAACAGAUGCUGUGUGUUCUCAUGACAAAGUGCCAAACUGGCCCUCGAUUGUGUUGAUUUUUUUUCUUUAUUUCAUGUUUUUCUGUUCAAGCAUUUGUUUAGUUGUUGUUUUUUGUGGAAAGAUCUUUUGCUGAAAAUAUAGAUAUAGAGAAAUGAUAUUAUAUAUAGUUAUAUAUAAAUGUGUACAAAGGAGAAAGUAUAUAAAGGGUUUUUCUCAGUGGGGAUCUAUGCAUGAAUUAUUUUUCAAGAUGAUGACAAGGGUGGGUGGGGGGGGGAGGACAUUGUUUCUGCCAAUGCACGUUUCCCUAAUCUAAUCAAAUCAUAUCAGCUCUGGAUAUCUUGGUUUAUUUUUGAGAACUCACAGGACAAGAACAUCACGGAAAAUCCCCCCAAAUUGUCUCUACCUUCCAACACGCAUUUAUUAAACAGAUCAUCUCAAAUCCCAUAAGAUGUUGAUCAACUCUGGACAUACUCUUCCAUUCAUUCUCUCCUACGUGGUGUUAAUUAGAUCUUUUUCUCCAACCAGGUGACGCCGCAAGCCCAUCGUGCAGUAGCUACUUUCUGUCUGUUUGGAGGUGAUCGCGUUUUAGGGUGCGGAAAGUACAAAACCUGUUGUUGUAGCUCCACUGAACAGAACUAUUUUUGUAUUUCAUUGAGGGAGACAAACAAGGCAGACGGCCUUUGCUAUUUUAAGUACACGUUCUCCUGUGUGCCUGCCUGAGUGUGUGUGUUUGGGGGGGGUGUGAUGUCAGAGAUAUGUCACAUUGGCGUAGGUGGGCCACCUAAGCGAUAGAAAUGCAUACACAACCCCCCCCCCCCCCGCCCCCUCGUACAAACUGCAAAACAAGUCCUCCCCCUCCCCCCUCCUCAAUAUCAACCUUCCUUCUCUUGGGUCUGUUAGUACACUACCUUUUUAUUUGAGAGUGACGCUCAUAUUGCAGAGAUCAAAUCCCCGCUGUGAGCACCAAACCUCUGAACACCUGACUACACUGUGUCAGAUUCUAGACAAAUUUCUGACCUCAGUUAAGCUGUGCUAAUGUCCUCACAUUCAAGGGUAAGUUCACAAAGCUAGUGACUUUUUUUGGGGGAAGCUCAUUAGUUGUAUAUUAAAACUAAGCACACUGAGGGUAACCGGUGGGGCUCGGCGGCUGCGACGCGGAGCUGCAACAUAAAAACAGCGCUCAUAUCUCCCAAACAGGGUGAAAGCCACAACUGCUGUUUCAGAUUCUGUGUUUUCCUCUUUGGGGGAGAAUGUGCAGGCCUUUAGCUCAGCGAUGCCCCACUCCACCUCCCUGAGAUUCUCUGCUAGGGGUUUUACACAUUGGACGAUGGUGUUGUUUGAGCCCACAGGAACACACGGUAGCCUACGUGCAGUAUGGGGGAUAUUAGUCACUGGUGCUGUCUUUGCUUGUGCUCUAGCUAUAGCCUGUUUGUUUUCUAUUUUAUAACUGCCUAACAGGAAGGGUGGGGAGGUACAGAAGGGAGAGAAAUACACCUGGCAGCUCCUGUCAGAGAUUUUGUACGCCCUCUGAAAGGGAAAUGUGCACAAUGUAAAAGAGCGUUCUGCGGGUGAAUAAAUGCAGUGGAACCGAUGAUGGACAGCAAGGCAAGAAAAGGUGCACGCUGUGGAAAAGAGACUUUGGGAGGAGAUUGGAAAAACACUCGGCCUUAAAUGUAGAAAACGGAAAGGAAAAUGCGGAGAUUCAAAGGCAUGGUCAUCUUUCUACCCACAAUGUCUGCCAGGAGGAAACCUACCUUAUCUGCCCUACGGAGGAUCAAACAUCCUGUCCGAUGUCCGACCAGACACACGUGAACCCUUUUGUACGGGUUCCUGUGGAUGAGGAGGCAGCGAGGGGUUGUGAGGUAAACCUCACCACAGCACAGCAACAAUGAAACCACCAGAGGAGAAAACUCUAACAAGGUAUUUAGUUCUUUUACCCUGUCUAUUUUAUAAGCAAACACUGGAGGGAGACAUUACGGCUGCUCCACUGCGGGAACUGAAUGUGUGAAGAGAAAUACCAAACUGGGUGGCCGGACAGAGACAGUAACGCAACAUCUGGAAGAGGAUCAAAACUGUACAUUUUUAAGUGUAAGAAUCCAACAGACAAAAUAUUUGUAAAUAUUUGUUAGUUUUUCUUUUUUUCGUGAAUGAAUGAAAUGCCUAUUUUGUGACAACAAAAGACAACAGGUGCAGUUUGCCACAGAAAAUGGCUGCAAGCUGGAGGUUUAAAACUGCUUCCCAUUAAUAACUUACUAAAUUACAUUUUCUUCCCUCUUGCCUCGCAUCGUCCACAAUUGCCAAGGCAUCCUGUAGCAUCAUGAUUCCUUACCAAGAAAUUCACUGUGACAGAAAUGCAUCAUCACUCCAGAGAUGCUGAAGUUAACUUUUGCUUGUUUCCAAUGGAAGGAUUUUAUGGAUUUUAGUCCAUGGAACAACUUGUGUUCCAUAAUUUCUUUUUCUCUUGAAAUGUACCAUGUGAUCCAACUAUACUGCAGAUAAGAGACUAAGAGCCGGGACAAAUGUCAGCUUUGACGGGCUGUCUGACGUAAUGGUGUGAAGGUGUGGGGGCUCGGCCUGUGAUUCCUGGUCAGGAUUUCUAAACUGAGACACUAAAAACAAAGUAGGGCCAAAUAAAUAUCCGUCCAUUCCAAAUGUAGCUGUAUUUAUAUGUAGCUACUUAAUUACAGGUGGGAUGGAUGUGAGGGCUUUUACACCAUACGAUGCCUCAUGGAGAAAUAAAAUCACACAGGACUUUUUGCCUCCACACACUGUGUUGUAUUGCGGUGAAGGAGGUAGUGUGGACCUUACAGUGAUGGGAAGG